AUGUCAAAGAAACUGGCAUUGUUCCUUUGUUUCUUAUCCAUCUUGCUAGUUAAUCUAACCAGCUUUGGCCAAGGUCGUUCUAUUCCUACAAAUGACUCGCUGUUCAAUUUAGUUUCUGAUGGAGUAAACCAAAGUUCUUGGGAUGAACUGAAUUAUAUUUGGUUAUCUGAUAGCUGUGAUGAGACAUACGGGUUCUUGCCAUGCACCAGCACAGUUCUUGGUAAUAUUUUCCUCAUUAUCGUCUAUGGUUACGUGAUGUUCCUUUCAGCCAAGUUAUUGUCAGCUGGAAGUGAGAUUCUGCUGCAGAUUUUAGGACCUGGUAUCAUAGGGGGUCUCUUCUUGCCUCUAUUGAGUGCUGUACCUGAUGCCACCAUUAUCCUUGCAUCAGGACUUUCUGGGGACACGGCGACAGCACAAAGUCAGGUCUCAGUCGGAAUGGGGUUGCUAGCUGGAUCCAAUGUAAUGCUUCUCACAAUCCUAUGGGGCACCUGUCUUAUAGUUGGCAAAUGUGACCUUGAAAAUUCAGUUGCAGUUGAUGAAAAAGAUACAAAGAGUUUUAGCUUAACCGGAUCUGGGGUGAGCACCGAUAUAUGGACAAGCUAUGCUGCAGGGAUCAUGGUUAUCUCCAUUAUUCCAUUUGUAAUUGUGCAACUACCUCAAGUUUUCCCUACAACUUCUGAUAGUAGCUUGCCAGUUCUAAUUUCACUCAUUGUUGCCAUCUGUUUUGUGAUCGCUUAUAGCAUCUAUCAGGUUUUUCAGCCUUGGAUUCAGAAGAGAAAACUUGCAUAUGCAAAGCAUAAGCAUAUGAUGUCAGAGAUUCUAAAGCAGUUAAGAACAAACGCGCUUGGCAGAUUUCUUACAGAUGAUGGUGCUCCUGACAAAGUUGUUAUAGAAAAGUUAUUCAGGACACUAGAUCUGAACUCGGAUGGUUAUCUGAACACAACAGACUUAAGAUCUUUGAUAAUAGGAAUCGAAUUUGAUGAUGGCGAAGAUAUAAAUAUCAAUGAAGCCACUUCUCUAGUGAUGAAAGACUUUGAUACAACUCAUGAUUCAAAGAUUGAUGUUGAUGAAUUCUUCAAAGGAAUAUCAAGGUGGAUUAACAAGGCAAAGCAUGCUGCAAUGAUGGACCGCGGAAAGGUUCCACUAUCAAUGAAACUGUUGGAUGAUUAUGAUAAGCAAACAAAGGAAGAACAAGAUCGUUAUGGGGAUCACAUUGAUGAGAUAGUGGAGGAUGUUAAAAAUGCACCCUGGCAUGCCUCAAAAGCAGUACUGAUGUUGCUUCUGGGGACCAUUCUUGCUGCUGUGGUUGCCGAUCCCCUUGUUGAUGCUGUUGACAACUUCUCAACAGCUACGAGUAUUCCUACAUUCUUCGUCUCCUUUGUUAUUCUGCCUUUUGUUAGCUCCAGUGAGAUUGUGUCCACUCUCAUUUUUGUCAGCCGGAAGAAGCAGAGAUCGGCAUCACUUGCCUACUCCGAGAUAUAUGGAUCAGUAACAAUGAGUAACAUCCUUUCCCUGGCAGUGUUCUUAGGUCUUGUGUACAUCCGAAAUCUGACAUGGAGCUUCUCGGCGGAAGUUCUGGUCAUUAUAAUCGUCUGCAUUCUGAUGGGGGUUGUUGCGUGUUGCCGCACCACCUUCCCUGUUUGGUUGUGUUUUGGGGCUGUAAUGUUAUAUCCCCUAUCUCUGUUGCUAGUUUACAUUCUUGAAUAUGUUUUUGGGUGGUCAUCGACGUCAGUUUUAGGGUAAAAGUAAUAAAUGGUUAUGUGAUUUGGGGUCAUAGUUAUGUUUGCCCCCGUGGUUUAAAAAUGUCUAAUAUUGGUCCUCGUGUUUUAU
Messenger RNA from Fragaria vesca subsp. vesca, 1830 nucleotides. RefSeq lists its product as uncharacterized. The coding region runs from base 1 to 1743 and encodes 580 amino acids. The transcript is spliced from 7 exons. Gene Ontology annotation, molecular function: calcium ion binding; calcium:proton antiporter activity. Gene Ontology annotation, cellular component: membrane. Gene Ontology annotation, biological process: calcium ion transmembrane transport; intracellular calcium ion homeostasis. The record is from RefSeq and is a predicted model, not a curated record. Lineage: Eukaryota; Viridiplantae; Streptophyta; Magnoliopsida; Rosales; Rosaceae.